AUGAAUAACCGCACACAGAGAAAUGCACCAACGGCAAAGGCAGGCGGAGGCGCCGCCGCCGCCGCCAAUUCCUCCCAGCCGGUGCAGAAGCAAACCAACACCACCACCACGACGAGCACCACCACCGCCGCCAAAGCCAAACCCCCCUCCGAGGCCACGCUGCUAAAAUGGCGACAAGCCGAUGCCCGCCUCUUCGCGAGCACGCUGCGGGGCACGCCUUACGCGCUGAUCGGCGGCUUCGCGUUGCAGCUGCUCGGCUCCAAGCGGCUCUGUUCCGACUACCACGUCUUCGUGCCGACGGGCCACACGGCGCGGGUGCACGAGCAGAUGGCGACGUCCAGCUGCGGCUUCUUCAAGAAGAUGGGCAGCAUGACGCGCUCCAUCAAGCUCGACCGGAACGGCGUCCAGUGCGCCGUGCACAUCCACGAGCCGCCCGAGCUGCGCCAGGCGUUCCCCGACACGGACGACGGGUUCGUGAUUGUGUUUUCUAGCGCCCGCGUCUUGAAGCCGACGCUUUUGCUGAAUAUUGCCAUGUAUGAGUGGAUGGAGGAGCAUGCGGCGGGGAAUAAUAACUGGAGGAAGAAGCAGGCGAAUGCGGAUAUUAUCUUUUUGGCGGACUAUAUUGCGAGGAAGGAGAGGGAGGACAUGACGCAUGCUACGCCGGCUUUUCUGAAUGCGUUUUUUGCUGCUAAUGCCGCUCAGGAACCGGUUUUCUUUUCUAUUGGUCUCAAGAAACCGGUUGCGAAGGCGGGCGGUGACGCUACUGGCGCUAAGACGGACGGGUCCGUGGCGACUCGGGGUCAGGCUGAUCAGAAAAGGUCCGCGUAG
Messenger RNA from Chaetomium globosum CBS 148.51, 828 nucleotides. RefSeq lists its product as uncharacterized. Lineage: Eukaryota; Fungi; Ascomycota; Sordariomycetes; Sordariales; Chaetomiaceae. Bases 1 to 828 code for a protein of 275 amino acids. The transcript has a single exon. The record is from RefSeq and is a predicted model, not a curated record.